UUGUAUACCAUACUUUGGAGCUCCGUGCAUGUGUAAUUAGCUAGCUAGCUGAUUGGCUUGAUAUUUUUUCCCAGAGUUCGAUGGUUUGCUUCUGUUUCAUGGUGGAUCAGAAGAGGAAGGUGAGGAGCACGAAGCCGGUGGCCGGAACUUGCUCCCGGUGCGGUGGAGGAGCCAGCGUCGGCGACAUGAUAACGGCGACACGGUUUUGUUAUGUACCGGUUUAUUGGAAGUCUUGGAAAGCUAUCAUGUGUACUUUCUGUGGAGCUAUCCUUAAAUCUUACAGAUGAUUCAAGCUGUACGAGUGAGUGUCAUGGCGUUUUUGUGGAGCAGCUAGGUGCUUUCCAGCAUACAAAAUGUCAUCAACUCCAGGUUGUUCUGGAAGAACUACAAGUACCCUGGCCGCCUCUUCUUCUCUCCAGCUUUCGUUUGUUUGGCUCUGUGAUUUUAUAGAUUUCGAGUGAUCAAAUGCAUUGCCCGGUUUGGAUGCUAGAUGAGAUACAAACUAUCUCACAUGAGCUUUACUUUAUCUUUCAUCUGUCUAUAGAUAUAUCCAAACGGUAGAAAACAAAAUUUUAUCUCAUCUUGAUUUUUCCACCAUCUGUACAG
Messenger RNA from Juglans regia (Persian walnut), 606 nucleotides. RefSeq lists its product as uncharacterized. The transcript has 2 exons. The coding region runs from base 81 to 287 and encodes 68 amino acids. The record is from RefSeq and is a predicted model, not a curated record. Lineage: Eukaryota; Viridiplantae; Streptophyta; Magnoliopsida; Fagales; Juglandaceae.